UUUUUUUUUUUGAUUAAAAAUUAACCUGACUGUAUCAGUAACAUAGCUUUUAAUCACAAUGUCAAAUCCACAGCAAUUUCAAUGCCGCAUGUAUGAGGAAAGGUUCCCUGAGAAAGAAGAUCUGGUUAUGGUCAAUGUUCGCCAAAUCGCAGAAAUGGGAGCUUAUGUCAAGCUGCUAGAAUACGAUAAUAUUGAAGGUAUGAUACUAUUAUCCGAAUUGUCUAGAAGGCGUAUUCGUAGUAUUCAAAAACUUAUUCGGGUUGGCAGAAAUGAAGUUGUAGUAGUAUUGAGGGUGGAUAAAGAUAAAGGUUAUAUUGAUUUAUCUAAACGUCGAGUUUCUCCGGAAGAUGUUGCCAAAGCUGAAGAGAAAUUUAACAAGUCUAAAGCAGUUCACAGUAUAAUGCGACAUGUUGCCGAAAAGCAAAACCUUGUACUUGAAGAUCUUUAUCAAAAGAUUGGAUGGCCAUUAUACAAAAAAUAUGGUCAUGCAUACGAAGCAUUCAAACUGGCAAUCACAGAGCCUGAAAAAGUUUUUGAAGGUCUCGAGAUAACUCCUGAAAUCAGUGAAGAAUUGUUAAAUAAUAUAAAAAGGCGAUUGACACCACAACCUAUUAAAAUUCGAGCUGAUAUCGAAGUUACUUGCUUUGGUUAUGAUGGUAUCGAUGCUAUUAAAUCUGCACUUAAAGCUGGAGAAGCAUGUGAAACAGGGGAUAUCCAAAUUAAGGUUAAACUAGUAGCUCCUCCGCUGUAUGUCAUGAUUACCAAUGCACUUGAUAAAAAUAUGGGAAUUGAAUUAUUAGGAAAAGCAAUUGAAACUGUUCGAGACGGUAUUGAAAAAUCUGGGGGCACAUUAACAGUUAAAAUGAAGCCAAGAGCUGUUAGUGAAACAGAUGAUCUUGAACUUGCAGCGCUUAUGGCACGUGUAGAGAAAGAGAAUGCUGAAGUUUCUGGUGAUGAAGAUACUGAUCCAGAAGCUGAUGAAGUCGAAUAAUGAAUAUUAUUCACUAAUUCAACGAAAAAUUUUGGAAUCUUGAAAAUAAAGUUAACUUUAUUGAGUAAAAAUUAUAUCAUGUAAAGUGUUGUUCUCAUAAUUUUUACCGUAAUUUAUAAUAAUAUUGCUCAGCGGUAACAUUAGAUUCAGUCUGUUGAUUCUUUGUAUUAUCACAAAAAAAAAGUAGAAUAAAAUAAUAAAUCAAGAACAAUCCAUUAUAAAUAGAUUGUGGUACG
Messenger RNA from Rhizophagus irregularis DAOM 181602=DAOM 197198, 1227 nucleotides. RefSeq lists its product as uncharacterized. The record is from RefSeq and is a predicted model, not a curated record. Gene Ontology annotation, cellular component: eukaryotic translation initiation factor 2 complex; eukaryotic 48S preinitiation complex. Gene Ontology annotation, biological process: translational initiation. NCBI's taxonomy places the organism in Eukaryota, Fungi, Glomeromycota, Glomeromycetes, Glomerales, Glomeraceae. Gene Ontology annotation, molecular function: RNA binding; ribosome binding; translation initiation factor activity.